AUGGCUAAGAAAAACAAAGAAAUGGUUAAGUCAAGAGUUUCAUGGGUUAAUUCUGAAAAAUCAUGGGAAUCCUUCCUACUCCGAGUUAAAACACUAAAUUUGCCUGUAGUGGUGCACUUCACUGCUACAUGGUGCAUGCCUUCAGUAGCAAUGAAUCCAUUCUUUGAUGAUUUGGCUUUAAACAAUCCUUGUGCGCUAUUUCUUCGUGUCGAUAUGGAUGAAGUCUUGAAUGGAGCAAAACAAUUGCGAGUAACAGCCAUGCCAACCUUUUUGAUGAUGAAUAAUGGGGUUAUUGUAGAUAAGCUUGUAGGAGCCAACCCACAAGAGAUGCAAAAGACGGUCGGUAAUUUUGUCCAGUUAAAUUAUGCAAAAGAGGGUCGAUAA
This is a messenger RNA of Amaranthus tricolor (Joseph's coat), 384 nucleotides long. Its product is annotated as thioredoxin-like protein CXXS1. The record is from RefSeq and is a predicted model, not a curated record. NCBI's taxonomy places the organism in Eukaryota, Viridiplantae, Streptophyta, Magnoliopsida, Caryophyllales, Amaranthaceae. Bases 1 to 384 code for a protein of 127 amino acids. The transcript is spliced from 3 exons.